Messenger RNA from Closterium sp. Naga37s-1, 1170 nucleotides. The record is from the annotation of a GenBank genome assembly. Lineage: Eukaryota; Viridiplantae; Streptophyta; Zygnematophyceae; Desmidiales; Closteriaceae.
AUGAGUGUUGCUGGAGGUGCUGCUGGUGCUGGAGCUGCUGGAGCCGCUGGUCCUGGAGGUGCUGGUGCUGGAGGUACUGGCGCUGUUGGAGGUCCUGCUGGUGUUGGAGCCGCGGGAGGUGCUGGAGCAGCUGGUCCAGUAGGUGCUCGUACUGGAGGUACUGGAGCUGCUGGGGCUGGUGGUGCUGCAGGAGUUGGAGCUGUAGGUGCUGGAGCUGUUGCUACUGGAGGUGCUGCUGGAGCUGGAGCUGCUGGAGGUACUGGAGCUGGUGGUGCUGCGGGAGUUGUAGCUGGAGACCUUGGAGCUGAGGGUACUAGUGCUGUCUCUGCUGUUUCUGGAGGCGGUGCGCGGCCGCGGCCGUACUACGUUCCGCUCCUUCAGCAGGUUCUUGGUCUCCCACCUUCUACUGGUCCUACUCCUCCCUUACUGACUCCACCGCCUGUCCAGUCACAGUCGCAGUUACAGCCAGCCUCUCCACUGCCUAGUCCUUCUCCUUACUCUGGACCGACUAGUGGUCUUACGGAGCGUCGUGAGCCUGAGUCUCGUCCUGCGUCGCCUGAGUCUCGUCCUGCGUCACCUGAGUCUCGUCCUGAGUCGCCUGUUCACGCUGUUCGCACUGGUCGUCGUGUUCCGCGUCAACGUCCUCCUCCUGUCCCCGGCACUCACUCUAUGACUCUGCGUCCUUCCACUGCUCCACAGCGUGUCCCUCUGCCGUCUCCUCAUGCGUCCUCUCUUCCUGACGGUCCGGACCCGGAGUCUGACUCCCUUCGUUCCGCUAUUCCUACUGUCACGCAUUUUCUGGCCACUGCUGUCACUGACCCUUCGUUUGAGCCCACUGCUGCGUCUGCUCUAGUUGUUGAGCUUGUUGACUUUGCUGCCGCCUGUCGUCUAGACUACGCCGCUAGUCUUGUUGCUGAGUCUGAGUCUGCGUCUGUCUGUCCUCCGUCCGUCGGGGGUGAGUGUGCUUUUGGCACGGGCGUCCUUGAGGAUAGACAGGAGGAGUUUGAGUGCUUUGCCGCUGCUUUACCUCAUCUCGUGUCCAUGCUGCUUGCCCCUGAGGGAGACCUGGAUGCACCAGACAUCCCGACCCCGCGCUCUUACGAAGAGGCGAUAGAGGGUCCCUACUCCUCUCAGUGGCAGACAGCCAUGGACACAGAGAUGGCUUCCUGA